Molecule: messenger RNA, 8821 nt
Organism: Sus scrofa (pig)
Lineage: Eukaryota; Metazoa; Chordata; Mammalia; Artiodactyla; Suidae
Source: RefSeq, a predicted model, not a curated record
AUUCGAGCCCCGCCCCCGAUCCUGCCCCGCCCCCUCUCGGCGCGCGCUCGCGGCUCAGCCAGCUGCAAGUGGCUGGCGCCCCGGCAGAUGCGUUAGAGCAGCUCUGGGGGCGGUAGCAGCUGGCAGCCCCGCUGUCACGAUCCUGAGGGUCGCGGGGCACAGAGGCGACUUCCAGUCGCUCUCUGGCCAGCCACUGAAGCCGAGAGAGCUGCCGAUGGGUGAGGAGGGGGCAGCAAGCUUUCGGUCUCUCCGGCCCUGAAUGCUUUCACUCGGCUGCGGCCGCUGGGGCCGCUUUGGUGCCUCAGAACUCUGAGACCAGACGCUGAAGGAGAGCAAGGACGCUGCAAACUUGCGCGGCGGCAGCCUGAGCGUCCGUUCCUCAGCGCGGUCUCGGUUUAGGUCCAGAAGUUCAGUGAGUAGUGCAAUCGGAAGACUUCCCACUGCAGAGGGUCGCAGGAGGGUGCGCGCGAAAGCAGCUGUUGCCCUCGGUUCCCUCUCAAGACGAGGAAGAGGAGCUCAGAGGAGCCGAAGGCAGCUCAGGAGGCGGACCGGACAACAGACCAGCUCGGAGCCACCUUUCACAGUAGGAAAGUUGCAGAGGAUUGAAGGCCGCGCAAGAGAGGACAGACCACAGCUCAGGCCGCGGGGGGCAGGAGAGGACGGUACCCAGUUGCCAUCUCUCUUUAACCGUAGUCGUCUCUCUCAUUCCAGGCGCAGUGAGCUGCAAAACCCGGGGCGCGGCACUCCGCGAGGCGGGCGAGAGGCACAAGGUCCCAGCUGCUGAGCCCUUUGCGCUUCAGGGUCUCUUGACACGCCCCUGAGCUUCCAGCUCCGUUUUACUGAGAUUACUGCUUGCCUCCUUGCAGUUGGAGGAAAGAGAAUCGAGUGCACAAACCCCCGAGAUCAGGUGGAAGGAGCGGCUCAGGAUCAACACUGUUCGGAGCCCCUUCCCAUUUAAGGGAAGCGGAGGGCGAGGCUGGAUCUGGGAGAGUCGGGAGAUAGUAUAAACAACCCCUCUCUGACGGGAUGGGAGCCAUAGGGCUUCUAUGGCCGCUGCUGCUGCUGCUGCUUUUAGCGGCAGCCUCGAGUUCCGGGACUGGGACAGAAACCGGCCAGCGCGUGGUCUCACCGGCCAUGGGGCUGGCACUGCAACCCCGGGAGCCGCUUAGCUACUCGCGCUUGCAGAGAAAGAGCCUGGCGGUGGACUUUGUGGUGCCCUCGCUCUUUCGCGUCUAUGCCCGGGACCUGCUGCUGCCGCCGCUGUCCCCCUCGGAACCGAGGACUGGCCGGCUGGAGGCACGCGGCUCUCUGGUUCUCGACUGCGCCCCACUGCUUAGGCUGGUGGGGCCUUCACCCGAGGUCUCCUGGACAGCAGGUGCCAGCUCUCCCGCCCCGGCCCAGGCACGGACGCUGUCCAGGGUGCUGAAGGGAGGCUCUAUUCGCAAGCUCCGGCGCGCCAAGCAGCUGGUGCUGGAGCUCGGAGAGGAAGCGAUCCUUGAGGGCUGUGUAGGGCCCCCCGAGGAGACGACGGUGGGGCUGCUCCAGUUCAACCUCAGUGAGCUGUUCAGCUGGUGGAUUCGCCACGGCGAAGGGCGGCUGAGGAUCCGCCUGAUGCCCGAGAAGAAGGCGUCGGAAGUGGGCAGAGAGGGAAGGCUGUCCGCUGCGAUCCGCGCCUCACAGCCCCGCCUUCUCUUCCAGAUCUUGGAGACCAGGACCGGUCACAUCUCCUUGGAGUCACCGACAAACCUACCUUCCCUUCCUCCUGAUUCUUUUGCAUGGAAUCUGACCUGGAUAAUGAAAGAUUCCUUCCCUUUCCUGUCUCAUCGCAGCCGAUAUGGUCUGGAAUGCAGCUUUGACUUCCCCUGCGAGCUGGAGUAUUCCCCUCCACUGCAUAACCGAGGGAACCAGAGCUGGUCCUGGCGCCGCGUCCCCUCUGAGGAGGCCUCCCAGAUGGACCUGUUGGAUGGGCCCGAGACAGAGCAUUCCAAGGAGAUGCCCAGAGGCGCCUUCCUCCUCCUCAACACCUCGGCCAACUCCAAGCACACCAUCCUGAGCCCGUGGAUGAGGAGCAGCAGUGAGCACUGCAGGCUGGCCGUCUCGGUGCACAGGCACUUGCAGCCCUCUGGGAGGUACGUCGCCCAGCUGCUGCCCCACAACGAAGCUGGAAGAGAGAUUGUCCUGGUACCCACUCCAGGGAAGCAUGGUUGGACUGUGCUGCAGGGAAGAAUUGGGCGUCCAGAGAACCCAUUCCGAGUGGCCUUGGAAUACAUUUCGAGUGGAAACCGAAGCUUGUCUGCAGUGGACUUCUUUGCCCUGAAGAACUGCAGUGAAGGAACGUCCCUGGGCUCCAAGAUGGCCUUGCAGAGUUCCUUCACUUGCUGGAAUGGGACAGUCCUCCAGCUCGGGCAGGCCUGCGACUUCCAUCAGGACUGUGCCCAGGCAGAAGACGAGGGCCAACUGUGCAGUAAACUCCCGGCUGGUUUUUACUGCAACUUCGAGAAUGGCUUCUGUGGCUGGACCCAAAGCUCACUGUCACGCCACAUGCCCCAGUGGCAGGUCAAAGCCUUACAGGAUGCCCAGACCCAGGACCACCAAGGCCACGCCCUGGUGCUCAGCACCACUGACGCCCCCACUUCUGCGAGUGCCACGGUGACCAGCGCUGCAUUUCCCCCGCCGAUGAAGAGCUCUCCGUGUGAGCUCCGAAUGUCCUGGCUCAUCCGUGGAGUGUUGCAGGGAAACGUCUCCCUGGUGCUGGUGGAGAACAAAACCGGGAAGGAGCAAAGCAGAAUGAUCUGGCAGGUCGCCACCAUCGAAGGCUUGAACCUGUGGCAGUGGACGGUGCUCCCUCUCCUCGAUGUGGCCGACAGGUUCUGGCUGCAGAUUGUCGCCUGGUGGGGACAAGGAUCCAGAGCCACCGUGGCUUUCGACAAUAUCUCCGUCAGCCUGGACUGCUACCUCACCAUCAGUGGGGAGGACAAGCUGCCACAGAACACGGCACCUAAAUCAAGAAAUCUGUUUGAGAGAAACCCAAACAAGGAGCCGAAAGCCUGGGAAAAUACACCGGGAGAGACCCCCAUCUUUGACCCUACAGUUCACUGGCUGUUCACCACGUGCGGGGCCAGUGGGCCCCACGGCCCCACGCAGGCCCAGUGCAACAACGCCUACCGGAACUCCAACCUGAGCGUGGUGGUGGGGAGCGAGGGCCCCCUGAAGGGCAUCCAGACCUGGAAGGUGCCAGCCACCGACACCUACAGCAUCUCAGGCUACGGAGCCGCCGGCGGGAAAGGCGGGAAGAACACCAUGAUGCGGUCCCACGGCGUGUCUGUGCUGGGCAUCUUCAACCUGGAGAAGGACGACACCCUGUACAUCCUGGUCGGGCAGCAGGGGGAGGACGCCUGCCCCAGUACCAACCGAUUAAUCCAGAAAGUCUGCAUUGGCGAGAACAACGUGAUCGAAGAAGAGAUCCGCGUGAACAGAAGCGUGCACGAGUGGGCCGGAGGGGGCGGAGGAGGGGGCGGAGCCACCUACGUGUUUAAGAUGAAGGAUGGCGUGCCAGUGCCCCUGAUCAUUGCAGCUGGCGGUGGUGGCAGGGCCUACGGGGCCAAGACAGACACGUUCCACCCUGAGAGGCUGGAGAAUAACUCCUCAGUUCUAGGGCUGAACGGCAAUUCUGGAGCCGCAGGUGGCGGAGGUGGCUGGAAUGAUAACACUUCCUUGCUCUGGUCUGGAAAAUCUUUGCUGGAGGGCGCCACCGGAGGACAUUCCUGCCCCCAGGCCAUGAAGAAGUGGGGGUGGGAGACAAGAGGGGGUUUCGGAGGGGGUGGCGGGGGGUGCUCCUCAGGUGGAGGAGGCGGAGGAUAUAUAGGUGGCAAUGCGGCCUCAAACAAUGACCCCGAGAUGGACGGGGAGGAUGGGGUUUCUUUCAUCAACCCACUGGGCAUCCUGUACACCCCGGCUCUAAAAGUGAUGGAGGGCCAUGGGGAAGUGAAUAUUAAGCAUUACCUAAACUGCAGCCACUGUGAGGUCGAUGAGUGCCACAUGGACCCCGAGAGCCACAAGGUCAUCUGCUUCUGUGACCAUGGGACAGUGCUGGCUGAGGACGGUGUCUCCUGCAUCGUGUCGCCCACCCCGGAGCCCCAGCUGCCGCUCUCGCUGAUUCUCUCCGUUGUGACCUCCGCCCUCGUGGCCGCCCUGGUCCUGGCCUUCUCCGGCGUCAUGAUCGUGUACCGCCGGAAGCACCAGGAGCUGCAAGCCAUGCAGAUGGAGCUGCAGAGCCCCGAGUACAAGCUAAGCAAGCUCCGUACCUCGACCAUCAUGACCGACUACAACCCCAACUACUGCUUUGCCGGCAAGACUUCCUCCAUCAGUGACCUGAAGGAGGUGCCUCGGAAAAACAUCACCCUCAUCCGGGGUCUGGGCCAUGGCGCGUUUGGGGAGGUGUAUGAAGGUCAGGUGUCUGGAAUGCCCAAUGACCCGAGCCCCCUGCAAGUGGCCGUAAAGACGCUGCCUGAGGUUUGUUCCGAGCAGGACGAGCUGGAUUUCCUCAUGGAAGCCCUGAUCAUCAGCAAAUUCAACCACCAGAACAUCGUGCGCUGUAUCGGGGUGAGUCUGCAAGCCCUGCCCCGAUUUAUCCUGCUGGAGCUCAUGGCAGGAGGAGACCUCAAGUCCUUCCUCCGGGAGACGCGCCCUCGCCCGAGUCAGCCCUCCUCGCUGGCCAUGCUGGACCUCCUGCACGUGGCUCGGGACAUUGCCUGUGGCUGUCAGUAUUUAGAGGAAAAUCAUUUCAUCCACCGGGACAUUGCUGCCAGGAACUGCCUCUUGACCUGUCCAGGCCCUGGCAGAGUGGCCAAGAUUGGAGACUUCGGGAUGGCCCGCGACAUCUACCGAGCGAGCUACUACCGAAAGGGAGGCUGUGCGAUGCUGCCGGUCAAAUGGAUGCCCCCGGAGGCCUUCAUGGAGGGAAUAUUUACUUCUAAAACAGACACGUGGUCCUUCGGAGUGCUGCUGUGGGAGAUCUUCUCUCUCGGAUACAUGCCAUACCCUAGCAAAAGCAACCAGGAAGUUCUGGAGUUUGUCACCAGUGGAGGACGGAUGGACCCACCCAAGAACUGCCCCGGGCCUGUAUACCGGAUAAUGACCCAGUGCUGGCAACAUCAGCCUGAAGACAGGCCCAACUUCGCCAUAAUUUUGGAAAGGAUUGAGUACUGCACCCAGGAUCCAGAUGUGAUCAACACCGCUUUGCCCGUAGAGUACGGCCCCCUCGUGGAAGAGGAAGAGAAGGUGCCCAUGAGGCCCAAGGACCCCGAGGGCAUCCCCCCUCUCCUGGUGGCGGCUCCCCAGCCCCGGCGGGAGGAGGGCCCCGAGCCAGCCGCGCCGCCCCCUCCGCCCGCCGCUUCCUCGGGCAAAGCCGGGAAGAAGGCCGCGGCCGCGGAGCUCGCCGUCCGGGGCCCCAGGGGCGCGGCCGCGGACGGGGGACACGUUAACAUGGCCUUCGCUCCGUCCAGCGCGCCCUCGGAGCUGCACAAAGUCCAGGGCUCCCGAAACAAGCCCACCAGCCUCUGGAACCCGACCUACGGCUCCUGGUUCACGGAGAAACCCACCCCAAAGAACAGCCCCCCGGCCAAGCGCGAGCCGCCCGGCAGGGGCAGCCUGGGCCGCGAGGGCAGCUGCGGCGGCCCGUCCGCCGCGGCCCCCGGCCGGCUCCCCGGCGCCGCUCUGCUCCUCGAACCUUCCUCGCUGACGGCCGACGUGAAGGACGUGCCUCUGUUCCGGCUGCGUCACUUCCCCUGCGGCACCGUCCACUACGGCUACCAGCAGCAGGGCUUCCCCCCGGAGGCCGCGCCGGGCCGCUCCCCGGACCCCGCGCUCAAAGGCCAGGCCGCGCCCUGAGCCCCGGGGCCCCGCGCGCCCGCCCCGGGGCCGCGGCCGCAGCGCCGGGGAAGGGCCCCUGCACGGACCAGAGACCAGACGCCACCUUUCAUUUUGUGCCAACUCGUGUUGACGUGCCGCAUAAAAAGCUGUCUUUUCAAAUUGCUUCAGAAAGCUUUUGAGCACGGGCUCAUCCUGUUCUUGGAGAAGAACAGCUCAUAAGCACGAGGCCCAGAAGGGGCUGCGUUGGGUUUCGGCGCAGUUGCGUUGGUGUCCAGGCCCUCCUGCUUCCUUCCAGCCCCGUGUGCCCUGCCUCCACGCCGUCCGAACUAGCCGCUCGUGUGUCUCCUGGUGGGAGGCGGAGGCGCGCCCUUACCUUGGUGACGCGGACCCGGACCCCUUGAGGGAACGCAAAGGAAGGGGGUGUCUGUAGUGAGUCAGCACAGGAAAGGCAUCCGUGGGAGAGAAAAGUCACAGACAACUCACUGGAACGUCACUGUGGAUGACGUUUGGAUGCUUUCAACUGUGCUGAUUCACCGAGGAUCGGAAGAUGUGGUGACCAGUUACGGUAGUCGAGAGAAAACGUGUCUACACUCAUCUCAAUGAAAUGCAAAUACUCCAAGUGCUUUGAGCAUGAUAAACACCAGUAGAGAUCCAGAGAGUCAAACAUCCUACUCAUAUACCUCAUGCCUUAAGAAAACUCUCCUGCUAAAAGUGAACACCCGAGGGUGAGGUUUCCUUCCUGCAUUGAAAACUCAAGAUAAACGAUCGAUGACUUAGUUUUACGCCUUCCACGAAAAUAAACUCCGAUCGCUUAAAAAGAAAAAAAUUGAGCAGCAGUGAUACGUCAAAGCAUAGAAACACAUCCACUCAGGGGCAUUAGUGUCAAAUCUUGGAACAAUUUCAAAAACGAGGGUUACCAAGUUGAAGUUUCUACAAGUAGCGCUGGUUCAUUGGGGUAGCAGGCCCUCUGGUGGCCCUAAGGUCAGGUCCUAAUGCGGAAUCCUCCUUCCAGGUUUGUCUGUCCCUCCCUUAGGAGCCCAUGUGAUCCUAGCAUACAUGGGAGCACAAAUUUGCUGAAAUAUGCACGGCAUAAUUUGUAUACCUGUCACAUACAGAGUAAAACAGAAUUUGUGUCUCUGGGUGGCAAUGAGUAAAGGAAUGAAGGAACACUUGGAGUGUGGAGGUUACAGUGACUGGUUACAAUGGGAAUUCUGAAAUUGGUUGUCACAGAUGAAAUGUAUCUCCAUGCAAACGAGUUGGGAAUCUGUUAAAUCUUACAUGUGUACAUAUGCAAUGAUGCUUUAUCGAUAAGUUUUCAUCUCAUUCUUUCUGCACCCCCUUCAUUCUCUUGCCCAGUUCUCUCCUGGCAGUAGCUGUGCCAAAACAUCACUUUGGGAGGAAAGGAUUUUUUUUAUCGCUUGCUAGGCACCACGCAUUCCCAAGCAAAAAGACUGCUCCCCUCCUUUCUCAAUUUCACCUACAUGGGAGGUGUCACUCUGGAUGGGAAGGCCAUUCUGUUCUAAGCCAAAAGACCAUGAGUGGUCAUUCUUCCUACCGUGGAUGCCCUGCCCUAGCCAAUAGUUCUGUACAUCUCCAGAAGCACUGAUACCCUGGAAACCACUUUUCCUUAUCUUCCUAACUGUCAAACAUAUUUUCAUCAGACACUCAUGAAGAUACACAUCAACGAACUCAUCUCUAAAUACCUCUUAUCAAAAAAGUUUUAGGUCAUGCCUGGUGCAAAGUAAAUGGUCUAAUUAUAUAAACACUAAUCUAACUCAUAAACUACCCGAUGGGGUCCGAGAAUCACGCUUUGAGAAACACUGCGCUAAAUGAGGAUAAUGACAGAGGAGCAGUCAAAACUGAGACGAACAAUUUCAUUUUAUAUUUGUAACACCAGUACCCAGUUAAACAGGGAGCAUGCUACGUGGUUAAAAAGCCAACUCUUUCAUGAACAAGGAAAAAAUCUUAUCCCUUUCUCUUCGUAAACGCUACGAAUCCAUUACAUUUUCAGGUUGUGCCUUACUAUCACUGAGAAUGAUGUGUUGAUUCUAAUUGUCUUUACUGGUAUCAAUUUUCAUGUAAAUGAUAGUCCAAUCUUAAAAGCCUGUAUACAUGGAUAAUAAACACCUCCACACUGAGACAUGACGACCUCAAGAUGUUUCAUUUAACUCGCUGUGAGCCCUAGGUACCAGCACGAUCUGAAUCGGGACUGCUGUCCACUCGAUAUUGCUCCAGCCAUAUGGCUCCAGCAAUUCACACAGAUGCUGUGGACUCGCAUAUUUAUUAAGUAUGAUGGAAAGUUUCACCUAGAACAUGAAACAGGCACAAUUAAAAGUCUGUAGAAGCUAUGCUAAUCAAACCAUAAGCUAGUAUAAUUAUUCAUAUCCCACAUCUAUAAAGAAGCUCAUCGGAAGUUCAUACCCAUUCCACUGGAAAAGUGGCAAUUUGUGAGGACUGACCGGUUUGUUAAUAUGUGGCACCUCAAAAUUACAGCAAAUCAAAAGAGCAGGAAUAAGCUUUACUUUUCAGAAAGAGUGAGAUCUACCUAGUAGUUAAAAGACCAGAUUCUCUUGCCCCAGUUAGGAAGUGAGUCUGAUAACUCCGCGGGUUAUCAGACCUGUCUGUACGUCAGUGUCUCCACAUACAAAAUGAGGGUAAUAAGUUCCCUUUCUCGCUGCCCCUCGGGGUGAGUAUAAACUGUGCGAAAGCACAAGCGCUCCCUCUCACGCAUCUAGAAUUCCCAAGGGAUCUGGGGCGGGGGGAAGAAUUUCUGAGUCACUGUUUGUCUCCACAUCCACCCUCCCCACCACUCCUGUCUGGCCCUCUCAGCUCUCCCAUUCGUGCCAUGUUGGUGUCAUCUGUCACUUGGUUUAAUGACAGUAGCAAGUCCUUUCAGCUCAAAAGAAUGUAAAGAUUUUCUACCACACUUAAUGUUAAAAAAAAAAAAAAA